AAUUCCCGGGAAUUUUACAUCACUAGUGGUGUCUAUAAUCAAUUCCUGUGGGGUAUGAGGAUUGCUCCGGUAAACAAAAUUUCUUUAAGCAGCUCCUCAGGAAAAAGUCAAAACAUGACAGAUCAGGGGAUGUGGUUGUCACAAUCCUGUUGAAAUGAUCCCUACAUAAAAAGUCCUGUAGCGAAUUCCUGUGUUCAAAAGUAAAUACUUGACCUUCACUAGUUCAACAGCUAUGCACAAGGAAUGAAUAGCCAUCCCUACUCUACCUCCAGUCAUAUAAACAUUAGAAUCAGUAUCUUAACAGUUUUACAAAAAUCAUGCAUUUUCCAAAUAAAACAUUUAGUCCAGGUUAAUGAGCAACAGGUUCUGUUUUAAAUUAAACACUCUGUAUAUUGUGAAUGUGGAUUUUUGUGAUUUGUCAUGUGUGAAUUACAUCACUUGCUGAUUGAUUGAAGUUCUUUGAUUGUUAUUUGAACCUUGUGAUUUCAGGAACCAUCAUCAGCUGAUAGUGGGAGUGAUUCAUCUGCAGAAGAGGAGGAAGAAGGAAACAAUGAAGAAAUGGUAGGAGAGGGGAGGGUUUCAUGCAAGACUACUUCUAAAAAGCUUCAUCAAUGUAAAUUCUGUGCAAAGAGCUUCUCUCAGACUUGUAAUUUGACUGCUCAUAUGCGUACUCACACCAAAGAGAAGCCUUAUCAUUGUACAGUCUGUACAAAAACGUUCUCUCAGUCUGGUCAUCUAACUAUUCACAUGCGUACUCACACCAAAGAGAAGCCAUUCCAGUGUACAGUCUGCACCAAAAGGUUCUCUGAGUCUGGUGCCUUGACUAAGCAUAUGCGUACUCACACCAAAGAGAAGCCUUAUCAUUGUACAGUCUGUACAAAAACGUUCUCUCAGUCUGGUCAUCUAACUAUUCACAUGCGUACUCACUCCAAAGAGAAGCCAUUCCAGUGUACAGUCUGCACCAAAAGGUUCUCUGAGUCUGGUGCCUUGACUAAGCAUAUGCGUACUCACACCAAAGAGAAGCCUUUUCAGUGUACAGUCUGCACCAAAAGGUUCUCUGUGUCUGGUGCCUUGACUGAGCAUAUGCGUACCCACACCAAAGAGAAGCCAUUCCAGUGUACAGUCUGUGCGAAAAGGUUCUCUCAGUCUGGUCAUCUAACUAUUCACAUGCGUACUCACACCAAAGAGAAGCCAUUCCAGUGUACAGUCUGUGCCAAAAGGUUCUCUCUGUCUAGUAAUUUGACUGUUCACAUGCGCACUCACACCAAAGAGAAGCCAUUCCGGUGUACAGUCUGUACAGAAAGAUUUUCCCAGUCUAGUCAUUUGGCAUUGCAUAUGCGUACUCACACGAAAGAGAAACCAUUCCAGUGUACAGUCUGUGCGAAAAGGUUCUCUCAGUCUGGUAAUUUAACUUGUCAUAUGCGCACUCACACCAAUGAGAGACCAGUCCUGUGUACAGUAUUUAGAAAAAGUUCUCUCAGUGUGGAAAAGUGAAUCAUAAUAUGCGUUGUCAAACAUCAGUUUAGAAUAUCUGAGUUUCUUCUCUAUUGGUGUGUUGUCUGUGUAAUAUCUCUCCAAUACAUUUCUUAUUAAAAAAAACUAAAUUAUUUGGUAGAUUUGCAUUGCAAAAUAAGUUGACUGGAUGUUCCAUCCACAAUUAUUAUGAAUUAAUUUUUCAAAUAUCAAUAUGGUGUGUAUAACAUAAGUUGUGACUUAUGUUGCCAAAUUGUGCAAAAUUUCAAUCUUUUCAUGCGAGUCCAUAUGACAGGAUCUAUUCAAUUGGACAACACUGUCGAUGCUGAGUUGUCAAUAUGAAUAUAUCCAGUUAUAUGGGCUUACAUGAACAAAUUGAAAUUUUGCACAAUUUGGAAACACGUAUAUUUUCUCCAAGCCUCAACUAAUUUUAUAGAAACUCUUGUAUCAUGUUAUAUUGUUCUUAGCUACAUAAUAGUGUAUUCAUAGAUACGUAAGCUCCCAUUGUAAAAAUUGUAAAAUGAAUAAAUAGAUGAAAAAAUAAGCCGACUCCCACAUUUGAGGUUUAAGCAACAAUCAAUACGGUAUAAAUAGAAAAAAACAUGAGACAUUAGUGCAAUAUUUUCACAUUUGGAUCGUUCACCAGAACGUUCUUCAACAUUGUAGAUAUAUACUUAAUCUACAAAAUACUCUAUCUCAAUAUUAUGUAAAUUUAUUAUUGAAUCGAGAAAUAGAGAAGGCUAUAAUGCAGUAUUUGAUUAACAUUGGCGUUGCUAUCCUUGUAUAUCAAUCAACAAAGCAGACAGUGGUAUCAUUUUCUACCUCUGCAACUUUGCCAGAUCGUUCUUCAACUAUGUAUAAAUAUUAUUUAUUUACAAAAUACUUCAUUUCAAUUAUACAAAUCAAUUAUUGAAUCAACAGAUAGGAGGUUCAGAAAUCUGUUUGUAAUAUUCCUUGUAAAUAAUCCCUUAUAUGGAGAGAAACUUAUAUUCGAGGGUUUUUAAAUUAAUAGAAAAUAAUGUACUGUACAUAUUAUAGUAAAUGGAUGUCAAUUAGAGUCCAAUUUUUGUGAAUGUUUAUUGUUGUGUUGUAUAAACCUUGUACUUAUUGUGCUGUAUUGUAUUGUGUUGUGUUUACAGGCCUGGUUAUGUCAAAUUGUGAUGUUCUAUUGAGUCAUUAGCCUCAAAAUAUUUUUAAAAGAUAAAUUCUAUUCUAUUCUUAUCUUUGUGUUCUCAUAAUGAUAAAUAACUUGUCACUUGUGUAUUAUGAAAUAUGUGUAAUAAUAAUGUAAUACUAUUUAUAUUAAAUUUGAAUAUUCUGUGUUGAAA
This is a messenger RNA of Nilaparvata lugens (brown planthopper), 2801 nucleotides long. RefSeq names its product gastrula zinc finger protein XlCGF17.1-like. The transcript has a single exon. Gene Ontology annotation, biological process: regulation of transcription by RNA polymerase II. NCBI's taxonomy places the organism in Eukaryota, Metazoa, Arthropoda, Insecta, Hemiptera, Delphacidae. Bases 559 to 1494 code for a protein of 311 amino acids. Gene Ontology annotation, molecular function: RNA polymerase II cis-regulatory region sequence-specific DNA binding; DNA-binding transcription factor activity. The record is from RefSeq and is a predicted model, not a curated record.